AUGACAGACCAAUCGAAAAAGAAGAAGGAGAAGGAGAAGGUCAAGGUCAAGGUGAAGGAGAAUCCCUCACAUUCCAAAUCAAUAUCAGCCCCACAAGCAUUUCUCAUCCAUCUGAUUUGUGGACUUGGCUUAGCAUUAUCAUUAUGGGUAGCCAACAAUCUCUACUCCAUCAAUCUCGUCUCUGAUUCUUCACUUACCCUCCGUCUCAUCUGGGUUGUUGAGAGUGCAAUUGUCCUACUUAUUUACAGCCUCUUCCGAAUUGAUCCUCAACAAUGUUCGUACCUGAAAGCUGUAGCACGGGGAAUAUUGGCACUUCCUGUUGGUGCUCUGGUGAUUGCACUUGGAGCCAUUGCUUUGGGUGCACCUGUUGGUAUCCAGUACUUGCCAAAGACCGUUAACUGGUCUCUUCUUAUGUCAUCAUUCACAGUUGCACCUGCUGCUUCAGUAUUUGGUUCAUCAUGGACAUUUUGGCAUCAUAUAUUCACACAGACAAAGCCAAAUGGACCAUUGGAAUAUAUGAUCUGCAUACCAGCACAUGGAGCUGUUAUUGGAGGCUGGUUUGGAGCUUGGCCUAUGCCACUGGACUGGGAAAGGCCAUGGCAGGAAUGGCCGAUAUGUGUAACGUACGGAGCAAUGACUGGGUAUUUAGUUGGAAUGCUUGCGAGUGCUGGCUUUGUCCUUGCACAUGGGAGACAGCAAUGUCUUAAACGGGACUAA
This is a messenger RNA of Dovyalis caffra, 717 nucleotides long. The record is from the annotation of a GenBank genome assembly. NCBI's taxonomy places the organism in Eukaryota, Viridiplantae, Streptophyta, Magnoliopsida, Malpighiales, Salicaceae.